UAUAAUAAUAUGACAACUUUUAUGUCUUUUCAAUGCAGUUUUGAUGAAGAACCACUCUGCCGUGAGCUACUGGAAUUCAUCUUUAGAGAGUCCCAGCAGCUUUGUGACCAACUGGAAUCCCAAGGCUCUGUAAUGGAUUUGGAUUUCCUUUAUUCUCGCUAUGAAGAAUUCCAUCGAAUACUUCUAAUAUGUGCAGACAGGGGACUUUUACAAGAUGUGGACAACAUCAUAGAAAAUUUACAAAAAGUGCUGCAAUUACUAAACGCUCAUUAUGAACCUUCUUUGGGAUUCAGGCCUUCUUUGCUGAUGACUGGAAACAGAGGACGCCCCUCUUGGGAAAUUUCCAGUGAACAAUUGCAGUACCUUCUUGACUUUCAUUUUACAGUGAGGGAAAUUGCGCGGCUUUUUGGUGUCAGUUACAGGACCAUACGCCGAAGAAUGUCUGAAUAUGGUUUAUCUGUAAGGAUGUCUUACAGUGACCUACCAGAUCCGGAUCUUAGAGAAAUAAUCAGCCAUUUCAUUGGCCAAUUUCCCAAUUCUGGGAUUAAAACUGUCUCUGGAUAUCUCAACAGCAUUGGAUUACGAAUCCAGAGAUCUCGGAUAAUGGAAACACUAAGACUUGUGGAUCCAGUUGGAACCUUUUUUCGCGGUCUAAGCAUCAAUAUUAUUCCAAGAAGAGUCUACUCAGUACCAGCACCCAUGGCUCUCUGGCACAUUGAUGGGAAUCAUAAAUUGAUACGAUGGAGGAUCGUCAUUCAUGGGGGAAUCGAUGGUUACAGCAGAAAAAUUAUGUACCUCCAGGCUGCUGACAACAAUAGAGCAUCCACUGUUUUUUCAGCCUUUCUUGAGGCCAUUCAGCAGUUUGGAGUUCCAACACGUGUCCGCAGUGAUAAAGGGGGUGAAAAUGUUGAGGUGGCUCGCUUUAUGCUCGAGCAUCCGCUACGUGGACCAGGUAUUUUAUUAAUUUUUUGUUAAAAUUGUUUCUUGCACAAAGAUCCCAGAUGUGACUGAUAAGACUUUUAUGGAUGCAUGCAUUUGAU
Molecule: messenger RNA, 1040 nt
Organism: Oryzias latipes (Japanese medaka)
Lineage: Eukaryota; Metazoa; Chordata; Actinopteri; Beloniformes; Adrianichthyidae
Biological process (GO): DNA integration
Molecular function (GO): nucleic acid binding
Source: RefSeq, a predicted model, not a curated record